Messenger RNA from Trypanosoma theileri, 939 nucleotides. RefSeq lists its product as uncharacterized. Lineage: Eukaryota; Euglenozoa; Kinetoplastea; Trypanosomatida; Trypanosomatidae. The record is from RefSeq and is a predicted model, not a curated record. The transcript has a single exon. The annotation marks the transcript as partial.
CUAGAGCGCAAACUACAACAGACUGCAGAGGCUGGGUCAAGCACAGACCGCUAUCUGAGAGAAACCGAUAAGGCUAAUGCUUUGCUGAAGCGUCAGUUAAGAGAGAGUGAGGAGGCCAGAAAAUGUCUUGAAACUCAAGUUCAACAGUUGGAGAAGACGUCUUGUUGUUAUAAGUGUAGUGCACCUCUUGGGUUAAUAAAUGAGAUGGAUUCCCCUGCGUUGGAAUCAACAGGGAAGAGGAGAGGUUCUACAUCUGUCCAGAGUGGUAGGAAUGCAUGUAGUCCUGCAUUGCAGCGGGUACGUAGCGGGUUACUACGUAUUGAUGAUGAUCUAAAUAAUUGUGUGAAAAAUAUCUCGCAGAUGGUGGCGGACGACAAGGAGUCAGAGAUUUAUAACCUUUUGUUGAGUUUGACUUCUGAAGAAUCACAGAGUGGAGAUGGUAGAGAAAUAGAAACACGUGUUUCUUCAGGGAAAAUGGUGCUUUCUACGGCGCGUGACUAUAAACGUGAGGUGCUGCGUAUGAGCAAGGCGUUAUCUCAGCGAGAUUAUGAGAGUCGAAUACUGGAGUCUAGACUUGAUGAUCUUCAUAGGGAGCUUUCUUCUAUUGAGGAGGCUAUUGCAGAACAACGGCAGGGAUAUGAACAGAAUUCACCAGAGGAUGUUCAAUUGCUGAAGGAGCUUCAGAAGAAACAAGAAGGUCUGGUGGAGAAACUUUCCAGUAUUCAACGAGAUUUGAUUGAAAUGCGUGAGUCACAGCAGCAGCGACAGCAGCAGUUCUUAAGAAGAUUGCAGCAGUAUUCACCUACGCUGGUGGAGGCGUAUAUGCAAAAGACAUUUGCCUCCGAAUGGUGGGAGACGGGUGCUCUCUCGGCAACGGUGGGUGCAGUUCUUACGUUUGGGCUGGGUUCACUCUUGUAUAAACAGUACGAACUUUGUUAG